Molecule: messenger RNA, 1326 nt
Organism: Stegastes partitus (bicolor damselfish)
Lineage: Eukaryota; Metazoa; Chordata; Actinopteri; Pomacentridae
Gene: pacs1b
Product: phosphofurin acidic cluster sorting protein 1
Exons: 7
Coding region: 356-1234 (292 amino acids)
Biological process (GO): protein localization to plasma membrane
Molecular function (GO): transmembrane transporter binding
Source: RefSeq, a predicted model, not a curated record
UUCGGCGAGAGAAAUUUCCGCUUCCUGCACCGACAAACAGCAGCAGCCGAAACACACACCGAGCCGACACCAAGUUCCGCGCGGAGACGGGAGACGGACGCCGGGAUUCGCCGCCUGCCUUCGCCUCCGAAGCCCCGACGACUGCAAUGUUUUCACUGUCGGGCGGCGAUUAGCAACGAGCGGAGCAACUUUCCGUUUGAACCGAGAGGAGCCUGAAAAAAAAAAACACAAAUAAGAGGCAAGAGGAGGAGAAGAAGCGCCGACGGCACCAGGAGAAGGACACACGGAGCAGGCAGCGCAGCGCGGGUCUUCCCCCCGUUAGGCUCCGUCUGAAAGUCCCCCUCCAGCCUCCGGGAUGUCGGAGCGAGGAGGGCUCCCGCGGACUGGGGGCGUCCCUUCGCCGCACAUGCAGCCCUCCAAGCCGGUCAGCAUCACCUCCAACCGGCCGGUCCACAUGAACCUGUACGCCACCUGGGAGGUGGACCGCUCCUCGCCCAGCUGUGUGCCGAGGCUGUUCAACCUGACCCUGAAGAAGCUGAUCAUGCUGAAGGAGCUGGAUAAAGACCUCACUUCAGUGGUCAUCGCCGUCAAACUGCAGGGCUCCAAGCGGAUCCUGCGCUCCAAUGAGAUCCUGCUGUCUUCAGCCGGACUGACGGAGACGGACUUGCAGCUCACCUUCUCCCUGCAGUACCCACACUUCCUGAAGAGGGACGCCAACAAGCUUCAGAUCAUGCUGCAGCGGCGGAAGCGAUACAAGAACCGGACCAUCCUGGGCUACAAGACGCUGGCUCUGGGGCUCAUCAACAUGGCCGAGGUGAUGCAGCACCCCAGCGAGGGCGCCCAGGUCCUGGGGCUCCACAGCCAGCUGAAGGACGCCUCGCUGCCCGUCGCUGAGGUCCGAGUUUACUCUCUGUCCAGCCAGCCCAUCGAUCACGAGGGACCCAAAGCAAAGAUGUCUGAUCGUUCCCCAGACAUCGACAACUACUCUGAAGAGGAGGAAGAGAGCUACUCAUCAGAACAGGAAGGCAGCGAUGACCCCAUUCAUGGACAGUAUCUGUACGACGAAGAAGAGGAGGUGAGGAAGAAGAAGCCGAGGCGCAAGCUCCCUUCCAACGCUGCCAUCACCAGAGUAAGAAAAAAGGCCGUCCUUGCCUCAUAUCACUCAUUCAUCCCUUCUUUUUUUUCCCCUCUUUGUUUUUUUUUCUAUUUACCUGCUUGUUUGCUAAACAAGUAGUGACAAACCUGCUUCGUGCAAAAGGCCCUUUCAAGUAAAUUUGAUUUGACUGGACUCAGCAACCCUCCCACUGUGCUUCCUUCUUGCCUCAC